AUGAUUGAUCAAGGUCUCAUAGCGCCCUUCCUCGGCGCGCUUCAAGCCUGCGUCUCCGUAUUGUUGACCAUGUGCUAUGGCGUAACCGGACGCCGACUCCGGUUGAUCCAUGAUUCCACAAUAAAUGGCAUGGCUGUAUUGGGUGACAAAUUGUUUCUGCUAGCCCUGAUCGUGGUCAUCCUGAGAAAGCAUCUUGACAUGGGCACCGCGCUGAACUACAUUCCUGUACUGAGGCAACCACUGCGAGUGUGGGCUGGCAUCUACACCUUCAUCUCGAUCGGUAUAGGACAUUUGGUGUCGCGGAUGUUCCAACUCCCGCAACUGGUCACACCGGCGUGCGCAUUCAACAAUACCACUUCCCUGCCGCUCCUCCUCUUACAGUCUCUUGACAGCGUUGGAAUCCUGCAAGUUAUAUUACGAAAAGGAGAAGAUGCGAUGGAGGAGAUCGAGAGAGCACAGAGCUACUUCCUCGUCUGUGCCGUGGUGAGCAAGACGAUCGCCUAUACGUCAGCGCGACGACGACGAACAGCUCACCGAGAACACCUCGCUGCUGCCCCAGCGGGCCCAGAAGGCGCCCAGCAGGUGGUGAGCAAUCGCAUGCAGUGCUGGAGUCACUGGCUCGGCUCGCUCUUCCCGCAUCGUAUGAAGCAGGAGCUCAUGGCUGCCUUCGGAGAUCCAUUCGCAGACCUCGCCGUCGGGUGCACCCUGCUGGGUGCCUUACUGGGGCUGGUUCGGGCGCUGCAUCGGGCCUUUUUCGCACGCGACGAGGAUGGAGGAAUUUUCCAUGCGUGGCCUAAUGACCAGCGUACGAAACAUGGGGCACCCCUUCACGACGUUGCAGAUCUUCAUGGUUGGGUGAAAACUGGGCUGCGAGUCAUCACGACGAUCUUCCUGGUGCGGUUGAUGGUUUGGCCGGCGCUGAGCAUCUCGCUGGUUUAUGGCCUCGCGUGGUGGACGGCGCUUCUCGGGGAUGAUCCGAUGCUGUGGUUCAGCAUGAUGCUCAUGCCGGUCGGGCCGCCGGCGCUGGUCAUUUCGGGGCUGGCAGAGCUGGCCCAGGAGUCCGAGUCGGAAAAGAUGGCGAUCGCGAAGACCCUGGCGGCCCCACUGCGACUUCUGGACUGGGCAAAGCUGCUGAUAGGACCAGAUCAUGUAUGCCCUGACGCCGUGCGUGUGCUCUACGAUCACGGGGCCUUUAAAGGCGUCGGAGGCGGUCUUGCUGGACCGCCGGAUGGCGCUAUGACGUCUACACUCCACGACCGAGAUCGAAGGCAUUCAAUAUUCAAUCAAUUUCACCGUACUACCGAUACAUCAUGGCAAAAAGGAAGGCUCGAUGUCACACAUCAUUAA
This is a messenger RNA of Penicillium argentinense, 1347 nucleotides long. RefSeq names its product Auxin Efflux Carrier superfamily. Lineage: Eukaryota; Fungi; Ascomycota; Eurotiomycetes; Eurotiales; Aspergillaceae. The coding region runs from base 1 to 1347 and encodes 448 amino acids. Gene Ontology annotation, cellular component: endoplasmic reticulum. The transcript has 4 exons. The record is from RefSeq and is a predicted model, not a curated record.